AUGGCGUCGAUCAGUUUUGAGGAUAAACUUCAACCACUAGCAAUCAUCGGACUCUCCUUCAAGUUUCCGCAGGAUGCGACCUCUUCUCAGGCCUUCUGGGACAUGCUGGUCCACGGAAGAUGUGCGUCGACGGAAUUUCCCACCAGCCGAAUGACCAUCGAAUCCCACCAUCACCCAGACCGAGACCGACUAGACACCAUCUCUCCCCGUGGUGGACAUUUUAUCUCCGAAGAUCUCGGCGCUUUCGAUGCACCGUUUUUCGGUAUUAGUGGACCGGAGGCCGAGGCCAUGGAUCCCCAGCAGCGUCUCGCUUUGGAGACGGCCUACCGAGCGUUCGAAAGUGCGGGACUCCCACUUGAAGCUAUUGCGGGUUCUAAAACAAGCGUUGUUGCCGGUUCUUUCUGCGACGAUUACCAUAUGUUGCAGGUCAAAGACCCGCUGAAUGUCAGCAAGCAUAAUGCUACAGGAAAUGCGAGGAACAUGAUUUCUAAUCGUCUGAGUUGGUUUUUUGAUCUCCAUGGCCCGAGUGCCACGGUUGACACUGCCUGCUCAAGUAGUUUGAUUGCGUUGGACAUGGCGUGUCAGUCUAUAUGGGGCGGGGAUGCUACAAUGGGCCUCGCAGUUGGGUGCAACGUUAUGGUUGCGCCUGAAAUGACUAUUGGGCUAGACAACCUAGGUCUCCUGUCUCGCGACAGCCGCAGCUAUAGUUUUGACGAUCAAGCCAAUGGAUAUGCCAGGGGAGAAGGAAUCGGCGCACUGGUGAUCAAACCAUUAAAAGACGCUGUAAGCGAUGGUGAUACAGUCAGGGCUGUUAUCCGAUCGUCAAGCUCCAAUCAGGAUGGAAAAACACCUGGCAUCCUGCAGCCGAGCAAAGAGGCUCAAAUGCGUUUGAUCUACGACACGUAUAGUAAGGCGGGUCUAGACAUGGCGGCUACGAGAUAUUUUGAAGCACAUGGCACAGGAACACCUAUUGGUGACCCGAUUGAGAUUCGAGGUAUAGGAUCCGCGUUCCGUAAAUAUCGCUCGAAGGAGGAGCCAUUAUACGUGGGAUCUGUCAAGUCAAACAUCGGACACCUGGAGGGAGCUAGUGGUAUUGCAGGUGUGAUAAAGACGAUCCUGGCACUCGAGAAAGGGAUUAUACCACCCAAUAGUGAGAAUUUGCGAAGGAUCAAUCCUCAAAUAGACGAAGAGUUCUUUCACAUUAAGAUACCACAACAAGCUGUGCCUUGGCCGACUGAUGGACUGCGAAGAGCGUCUGUCAGCUCCUUUGGCUUUGGUGGAGCUAAUUGCAGUGUCGUUCUUGAUGAUGCAUACAAUUCACUACGUCUUCGAGGGAUGGAGGACGGAAAGCACCAAACGGCAAUUACCCCUCCACAACCUGAAACAAUCCACGAUGCUCUAGAUGACCGAUUUGGGGACAAAAGUGGUACUUUAGAAAACUGUGCCAUCAUUAACGACGAGGAAUCGAGUGGGGAAGACCAAUCAACGCUGCUUGUCUGGUCGUCUGGGGACGAAGAUGGGAUUAAUCGCACAAGAGAAUCUUGGGAGACAUACUUGUCUAACCUAGCUAUUCCAAAUUCUGAGAAGGGAUAUGCACAGAACCUGGCACACACACUUGCAUCGAGACGGAGUCACCUGAAAUGGAGAUCUUUUGCCAUCGCUGACCCAAAAAAACGCCCCAAGAGCCUUGCUGGCGAAUUUUCCCCUGCGACAAGGUCCAAUUCGUCUCCGAGAGUCGCUUUCAUAUUUACUGGGCAAGGUGCACAAUGGUAUGCCAUGGGUCGUGAACUCAUUGCCAGAUACGAGAUUUUCAGAAACACCCUAGCGGAGGCAGGGAAAUAUUUGAAGACACUUGGUUGCCAUUGGGAUGUGCUGGACGAGAUGAAAAAGGCGAAGUCUGAAUCCAACGUCAACGAUCCUACCUACGGACAGUCCCUUUGCACAAUCGUUCAAAUUGGGCUUGUGGAUUUGCUUCGUAGUUGGAAUGUUGUGCCAUCCGCUGUCGUUGGCCAUUCUUCUGGGGAGAUAGCGGCCGCAUAUGCAGCGGGGGCUAUAUCAAAGAAUUCUGCCUUGAAGGUUUCGUACUACAGGGGCCUCCUAGCUGGCAGACUGGGUGAAACCAGUAAAUACAAAGGAUCGAUGCUUGCCGUUGGGCUCUCUGAAGCAGACAUUCGAGCCUAUUUAAACAAGCUUGAAGCAUCAUUUGGGUGUCUGCGACUAGUCGUUGCUUGUCUUAAUAGUUCCAAGAGCCUGACAAUAUCUGGCGAGACUGAACAGAUCGAAGCAUUACAUGACCUUCUUGAAAAGGACCAGGUAUUCGCAAGGAAAUUAAUGGUCAAUGUUGCAUACCACUCCUUCCAGAUGCAAGAGAUAGCAAGUGCUUACGAAGCCGCCAUUGGAAGCUUGGACACGCCCCUCCAGCGAACAGUGAUACUUAUGUUCUCUUCAGUCACGGGGGGAUUGAUUCACCGAGAAGAGCUAGCUACCCCAGGCUACUGGGUCAGAAACAUGGUAUCUCCAGUGCUGUUCGGCGAUGCGUUGACAAGUCUGUCUUCCCAACCAGCUAACGUGCUGCGCAAGAUUGACGGUAGCCAUCGUCUUUCCGUGACUGUCAGUCAUCUCGUGGAAAUUGGACCACAUGCUGCAUUGCAGGGGCCUUGCAGAGAUAUCUUGAAAGCGGUUAAGAAAGACAAAGAUAUUACCUACAUACCGUCGCUACGGCGCAAUGUCUCUGCGGUGAAGUGCAUUCUAGAUUGUGUUGGGCGCUUGCAUUGUGAGGGCUACGCGGUAGACCUGGGAGCUGUGAAUUCGCCUGGUGGGACAGGACAGUCUGAAGGCCUUCAAGUCUUAGCUGAUCUACCCGAAUAUCCGUUCGACCAUUCCAAAACAUAUUGGCAUGAGAGCAGACAGAGUAAGGGUUAUCGCUUCCGGAAGACUGGCCGACUAGAUCUGCUUGGAAUUCCGGAUGUCGAUGGAAAUCCAAUGGAAGCGCAUUGGAGGAAUAUCAUCAGGGUAUCAGAAAUGCCGUGGGUUCAAGAUCACAAAAUUAACAACGCAACUUUGUAUCCCGCUGCAGGAAUGAUGGUCAUGGCGAUUGAAGCGAUCAAACAACUAGCCGAACCAAACCGAAAUAUCGCCGGGUUUACCAUCAAAGAUUGCAAUUUUCUCUCACCGAUACAUAUCCCCACUCACUCGGAUGGGAUUGAGACAAAUAUUCAUGUUAAGCGAGUGAAGGAUGGCAAAUCUGACAGUUCAGGUUGGCAUGACUUUCGAAUCUGUUGCUACGACAAGGACACCUGGGUCGAGAAUUGCACUGGUUCCAUCCAAGUGAGCUAUGAGUCCAACGAGUCAGGGAUGAAUACAAAUGGUCGCGAGAAUGCAGAAUGGGACGCCUCUCUUAUGAGGACUUACCAAGAGGCCGCGCGGUCAUGUGCCGUGUCUGUUGAUACAACGAAGUUUUACGAGGAACUGAUCGAAUAUGGAUAUCAGUACGGUCCAGCUUUUGCCGCCAUUACAUCUUUGACUCGGAACAAUGCUAGCAGCCAAGAUAUCGUCUCUACGAUUCGCACAUUCGUUGGAAACAGCGCAAAGGACUCGCAAGUCGUGCAGCCUCACACAAUUCAUCCUACUACGUUAGACGCUGUCAUUCACAUGAUGACCGCAAUGGUCAUAGAAGUUGCAGGACAGGAAGAAUCCGUCGCUGUUCCUACCCAUAUAGAAAAACUCUGGAUAUCCAACUCGGGAGGCCUGAGCUAUCCGCAUGCACACGCAAUUAAGGCUUAUGCCAACUCGGAUGGUACAACUGUGACCGAUUCUCGAUACACGAUGGUUGCGUUUGAUGAGGGCCUCACCAAGUCCCUGCUGAAUCUAGAAGGGUUAAGGGUUAAUAAUAUCGCAAACUCAGCUGAGCGGAAUCCUGAAGGUGAUUUCCUUGCGGAUAAUCUUUGCCACCAUGUUGAAUGGAAGCCGGAUAUAGACCUUCUCAACAACGUUGAGACAAACGUUUUCUGCUCGAGGACUGAGCUGCAGAGCGAUGAGCCAGUUGAUGCUUUUACAGAACUCGAUUUCCUUGUCUCGGCCUAUGUGAGCAAGGUUCCUGCAUCUGCUCUAGAGAAAGCGAAGAUGAUCGGCUCGCCGCACAUGAUAAAGUAUGCAGAGUGGAUAGCUAGACAGCAGAAUAUCUUAAAUUCUGGCCAAUCUGCUUUCAACUCACAAGCUUGGAGGACCCGCAUGGAAGAUGCAUCCUUUAUGAACUCCCUUCAUAAGCGGCUUGAACAGGGAAGUAAACGAGGUCUACUGACGAGCAUUGUCGGCAAGAACCUAAUGCAGUUCGUAUCUGGGGAGAGGGACCCAGUCAGUGUUCUUUUCGAAGGAAACUUGCUCCAAGACACUUAUUUCGAGAUGGUCUUUGAUCUUCCCAAGAUAGGGCAAAUGGCAAAGUACAUUGACGCACUUGCCCACAAAAACCCAGCAAUGAAAUUCAUAGAACUCGGCGCAGGAAGUGGAGCAAUGACCGACUUCUGUAUGAAGACACUGACUACAGAUGAUGAUGGUCAAACAAAGCCAUCUCGUUACAAACAAUGGGACUUCACAGACCUAUCGAGCUCUUUCUUUCCCCAAGCGCAAGACCUAUUUGCAGCUCAAGGCGAGAAAAUGCGAUUCAUGACCCUGGACAUUGAGCAGGACCCAGUAAUUCAAGGGUUCGAAUGUGGCACGUACGAUGUUGUUGUUGCGUUUCUUGUCGUCCAUGCCACAGAGAACUUGUCUGUUAGUCUCAAAAAUGCUCGGAAGUUGCUAAAGCCAGGCGGAAAGUUCCUCUUAUUUGAGAUUACUAGGCUCGGUGCCAUUCGGACCACCUUCGUCUUUGGACUUUUCGAUGGAUGGUGGCGAGGCCAAGAAACAUAUCGCACUAUAAAUCCCUGCGUAGAUGAAACAAAAUGGGACGAGCUGCUCAAAGAAGCUGGUUAUUCGGGUUGCGACGUCGUCAUCACCGAUUACAAUGACGAACGUUGUCAUGAAUGCAGUAUGAUUGUUUCAACUGCCGUUAUUGAAGAGCCAACGCGCCCAAGUCAACCCUCAGUCAACAUCAUAUUGAAUCCACUGAGCCCCGUCCAAUUGCAAUUGGCGGACAAGUUUUCUGGGUUACUUCAAAAUGCUGGAAUGGAUAACCUCACGCAACUUACAUUCCAGGAUUGCCUGACUAACCAAAUAGCACCUGAUGCGUUGAGCCUCUGUCUACUCGAAAUCCAAGACAAGUUUCUUUAUGAUAUAAAUGAGUUUGAUUUUAUCAACUUCCGCGACCUCUUGACACAUACGAGGAAUCUGCUCUGGGUCAAUGGAGGAGGCGGUCAUCAGCCAAAUCCAAAGUUCCGACUGAUUGAUGGACUCUUUCGGGUUAUCAGUGAUGAGAACCAGAGUACAAGAUUGACCAUUUUGUCCCUUGAACCUAGAUCUACUGUGGAGCGUCAAGCACAACAGAUCCUCAAGAUAGCCACCUCUAUUUUGGGAGACCUGGACAGGCACCUUGAUACUGAGUAUAUCGAGAUGGAUGGAAUGCUUCACGUUGGACGCUUGGUGCAUGCAAGCUCCCUGAAUCAGGAGGUUGCUACAAAGAAGCUUCCCCAGAAAACAGAGCCACGGACUUUUGGCGGAGAUCUUCCCCUACGGCUUGAAGUGGGCACUCCGGGCUUGCUCAAUACACUGCACUUUGUCGAAGACAAAAGGUUGCAGGCGACUCUGAAGCCGAAUGAAAUUGAAAUUAGGUCCAAGGCAGUGGGGCUGAACUUCCGCGAUGUACUGAUCGCGCUGGGAAGACUGAACAGCAAUACCCUCGGGGGCGAGUUUGCCGGUGAGAUAACGCGAGUCGGAGACGAGUGCCACAAGUUCAAACCUGGUGACCGAGUGGUGGUGUACCAUCCCAGCCACUAUGCCAACUACGUCCGGGUGCGCGAAGACAUGGCGGUUAUAAAGAUCCCCGGGGAUUGGCUUUCAUAUGUGGAUGCCGCUGCAAUGCCAGUGACGUAUGGCACGGCUUGGCUAACACUCAAUCGGAUUGCACGACUCCAGCGAGGGGAGUCAGUGCUGAUCCAUUCCGGCGCUGGGGGGACCGGACAGGCAGCAAUUCGAAUUGCCCACGAGAGCAAAAAGCAGUUUCUGAUGGAUCAGUGCCAUAUUCCUAGCGAACACAUCUUCUCAAGUCGAAACACGCUGUUUGCGAAGGGUAUCCGGCGUCUGACCGGCAACAAAGGCGUGGACGUCGUGUUGAACUCAUUGGCAUCCGACGAGUUAAUUGCCUCGUGGGAAUCGAUCGCACCCUACGGUCGUUUUGUGGAGAUCGGUAAAAACGAUAUCCUUUCCAAUUCAAAGCUUCCGAUGGGACAGUUUGAAAAAAAUGUCAGCUUCUCGGCGUUUGAUCUAGCCGCGAUGAGCGUGGACCGGCCGCAGCUAGUCAUUUCUGCCUUGGGGGAGGUACUUGAUCUCAUAAAGGAGGGAAAACUUCCAGUUCCUCAGUCUGCACAGGUUUAUAAAGUGGGUGAUAUUGAGCAAGCAUUUCGGCAGAUGCAAGGCGGGAAGAAUAUGGGCAAGGCAGUGAUAGAAUUGAGAGACGAUGAUCAGGUAGAGGCUGUUAUGGACACCAAGCCAACAUACGCCUUUGAUCCCAAUGCAACCUACGUGAUUGCCGGUGGUCUAGGUGGUCUUGGCCGGAGCAUCGCGCGAUGGUUGGUCGACCGCGGAGCCUGUAAUCUGAUCCUACUUUCUCGAUCGGGUGAGAACAACCCAUAUGCCAGGGACUUUGUGGCCGGAUUGAGGGAACAAGGCGCAAAUGCAGUCACUCCCGCAUGUGAUAUCGCAGAUCGUGCAUCUCUGACAGCUGUACUGGAUUCUUGCGCCGCCCACAUGCCGCCAAUCAAAGGAUGUAUCCAGGCAUCAAUGGUUGUUAGCAACUCUCAUUUCGAGCAAUUAACGCUCGACUCCUGGCGGGCCUCCACAGCGCCCAAAGCCCAAGGUUCAUGGAACCUGCACGAACUGCUGCCACAAGGCCUUGACUUCUUCGUCCUCAUGUCCUCCGUCGCAGGUAUCACCGGGGCGCGGGGGGAAUCCGGCUACGCAUCAGGGAAUACAUUCAAAGACGGUCUUGCGCGAUACCGAAUUGGAAUCGGCGAGAAAGCAAUCUCACUAGACCUGGGCCUAUUCCUCUCAGCAGGAUUCUUCAAAGAAAACGAAGAAGCCCGCAAAAGGUUCCUAGCGAACUCAGUUCUGCACCCCAUCACGGAGUCAGACCUACACGCCCUACUCGACAUAUACUGCAAUCCAAACCUCACACACAUCCCCAUCGAAAAGAGCCAAGCCGUUGUCGGCAUCCAGCCAAAAGUCCGCGAAAUGGGCAUGAACACAACCGAAUGGAUGCAGCGGCCCUUCUUCCGGCACCUGGCAGCACACGGAUCAUCGUCAUCUAGCGCGACAAGUCCCUCCAACAGCACCAACUUCGCUUCUGUAUUCGCAACCGCGAAGUCGCUCGACGAAGUAACAGCCAUCCUAAAGCAGGAGAUGCGAUCCAAGCUCUCACGCAUGCUGUCCGUAUCUGGCGACGAGAUCGACCUCGACAAGCCUAUCCACCAGUACGGCGUGGACUCUUUAGCCGCCGUAGAGCUGCGGAAUUGGUUCGGGCGCGAGUUGCGCGCGGAUAUCGCGAUUUUCGAUAUCCUGGGCGGAGCUAGCAUUGCGUCUGUUGUGGCGCUGGCUGUGGGGAAGAGCGAUUACCGUCGGGGUUGA
This is a messenger RNA of Aspergillus candidus, 7773 nucleotides long. RefSeq names its product type I polyketide synthase. The coding region runs from base 1 to 7773 and encodes 2590 amino acids. The record is from RefSeq and is a predicted model, not a curated record. Gene Ontology annotation, molecular function: 3-oxoacyl-[acyl-carrier-protein] synthase activity; phosphopantetheine binding; fatty acid synthase activity. The transcript has 15 exons. Lineage: Eukaryota; Fungi; Ascomycota; Eurotiomycetes; Eurotiales; Aspergillaceae. Gene Ontology annotation, biological process: fatty acid biosynthetic process; secondary metabolite biosynthetic process.